Messenger RNA from Pteronotus mesoamericanus, 393 nucleotides. Its product is annotated as 40S ribosomal protein S12-like. Lineage: Eukaryota; Metazoa; Chordata; Mammalia; Chiroptera; Mormoopidae. Gene Ontology annotation, molecular function: structural constituent of ribosome. The transcript has a single exon. Gene Ontology annotation, biological process: translation. Gene Ontology annotation, cellular component: cytosolic small ribosomal subunit; ribosome. Bases 28 to 393 code for a protein of 121 amino acids. The record is from RefSeq and is a predicted model, not a curated record.
AAAGAAGGCAUUGCUGCUAGAGCUGAAAUGGACAUCAAUACUGCUUUGGAAGAAGUGCUGAAGACUGCCCUUAUCCACAAUGGCCUAGCAUGUGGAAUUAGCAAAGCUGCCAAAGCCAUAGACAAGUGCCAAGCCCAUCUACGUGUGCUUGCAUCCAACUGUGAUGAGCCUGUGUAUGUCAGGUUGGUGGAGGCCCUUCGUGCUGAACACUGUAUCAACCUAAUUAAGGUUGAUGACAACAAGAAACUGGGGGAAUGGGUAGGCUUCUGUAAAACCAACAGAGAGAGAAAACCCUAUAAAGUGGUUGGAUACAGCUGUGUGGCAGUUAAGGACUGGGGCAAAGAGUCUCAGGCCAAGGAUGUCAUUGAGGAGUAUUUCAAAUGCAAGAAAUGA